Messenger RNA from Silurus meridionalis, 2151 nucleotides. RefSeq names its product CD36 molecule (thrombospondin receptor) (gene cd36). The record is from RefSeq and is a predicted model, not a curated record. Gene Ontology annotation, cellular component: cell surface; cytoplasm; caveola. Gene Ontology annotation, molecular function: low-density lipoprotein particle binding; scavenger receptor activity; low-density lipoprotein particle receptor activity. NCBI's taxonomy places the organism in Eukaryota, Metazoa, Chordata, Actinopteri, Siluriformes, Siluridae. The coding region runs from base 165 to 1550 and encodes 461 amino acids. Gene Ontology annotation, biological process: long-chain fatty acid import into cell; low-density lipoprotein particle clearance; receptor-mediated endocytosis. The transcript has 12 exons.
CUAGUGUUGAUCUGGUGCUCUCUCACUCUCUCUCUUUCUCUCUCCCUCCUUCUCUUCCUCUUUCUCUCCUUCUCUCCCUCAGACACAGAGCGCUCUGCUCAUCGUCAGCUCCCUUUUCCCCCUUUUACUUAUUUAAUUAUUAUUCUAAUUAUUUCUCCUUCAUCAUGAAGUGUCUAAAAGGCAGCUUCAUCGCCGGCAGCGUCAUUGGUGCGCUCGCAUGUGCACUCGGACUCAUCCUCAUUCCGGUGGGAGACUCUGUGAUUAAGACCACUGUCAAGAAGGAAGCCGUGUUGGAGGAAGGAACCACGGCGUAUGAAAACUGGAUCUCGACCGGUGUGCCGGUGUACAGACAGUUCUGGCUGUUUGAAGUACAGAAUCCAGACGAGGUGCUGAAAAACGGCAGCAUCCCUCAACUCCAGCAGAAAGGACCGUACACGUACAGGACGAGGUACCUCCCCAAAGAGAAUAUAACGUUCUACCAGAACCACACCGUGUCCUUCCUGCUGCCGUCAGGAGCCAUCUUUGAGCCGAGCAUGUCUGCAGGAACAGAGGAGGACGUGGUGACCACACUGAACCUCGCUGUGGCUGGUGUCUACAGUCUGUUGAGCCACGAGGUGGCUAAUAUGAUGAUCCAGAUGAGCGGCUCAUCUCUGUUUCAGACAAGAACCGUGAAGGAGCUGCUGUGGGGCUACAAAGACCCCAUGCUGUGGGCAAUGAUGGGAGCUUUUUACCCGUAUAAUGGAACAUACGAUGGACCCUACAACGUCUUCACAGGAAAAGAUGACAUCAGGAAAGUUUCCACUGUUGACUCCUGGAACAACGAGCAGAUUUUGUCCUACUGGAAUGAUACGUACUGUAAUAUGAUAAACGGCACAGACGGCUCGUCCUUCUCUCCGUUCCUGGAUAAAAAGACGCCGUUGUACUUCUUCUCCUCAGAUAUCUGCAGGUCGGUCUCGGCCGAGUUUGAAAGCAGCGUGGAUCUUAAAGGAAUCACGGUGUACCGCUACAUGCUGCCGCCUCAAACCUUUGCUUCCCCGUUGGACAAUCCGGGCAACCGCUGCUACUGCACCAACUACCAGAUCACCAGGAACUGCACAGUGGCCGGCGUCCUCGAUAUCCAGGCCUGCAAAGGGGCUCCCGUUCUCAUUUCCCUCCCUCAUUUCCUCCAUGGCAGUAAGGAGCUGCUAGAUCUAGUCCAUGGUCUAAACCCAGACCCUGUGGAGCACGCCACCUACCUGGACGUAGAACCGAUCACAGGCUUCACGCUGAGGUUCGCCAAACGCCUUCAGGUCAACAUGAUUUAUGGCCCGUCCAAGGACAUCAAGAUCCUGAAUAAAAUAAAGGAGACUACAAUCUUUCCCCUCCUGUGGUUAAAUGAGACGGCAUCGCUCGAUGAUGACACGGCGAAGAUGAUAAAGGCGGAGCUGUUCUCCAGGAUGGACACGCUGGAGACGGUGCAGAUUGUUCUGAUUUCGGUCGGAGCGGUGGUGCUGGUGCUGUGUCUAAUCGGAGUGUGUGUGGUGAACCGCCGCAGUCGGUUCGUAGCAUAAAUGCGCCACAAGUUUCUAAUUAACAUCAGGACUGUAGCAAAAGCUCCAGCUCAGGAAACGACCAACACUACCACGACGACACCGUGCUACACCACCAGGGGGUGCUAAAGUCUCAGGAGACUCACUUUCCUUGUUCAAAUUUUAUUUAGGGAUUGAAAUGGACCAAAUGUUCCACAAAAUUGUAGCGACUCAGAGACCAAGACUCGCAAAGCGUGUGAGGUUAUUUCGACCUGGAGCUAACAGGCUAACAGCUAACGCAGGAAAGCAUUAUGGCUACCUGAUUAGCAUUAAUCGAUCUUUUUUGUGCACACAGACGUUUAAUUCAUGUGUAUAACUGUGCUAUUUGUUGUAAUCAGGUGUAAACUCUCAGAUCUCCUGAGGCGAGUGUGAGAUGAUUCACACGUACAACCUUCAAUGCUGUAUUUUUUUUAUAGUACUUCAUAUUCAGUGCUGUAACAAAAGAACUCUGUAAAGAAUGAACACAAAAUAUUACAUUAAUUAUUAUUCCAGUUUUGAGAUCAAUAAAAGGAACGAUGGGGGAAAAAAAUGCAUAUUUCACACUUUUAAAAUUAUUUUAUUUAAUUAUAUUUGCCUAAAAACA